UAACAAGUCGAUAAAAAGUUGUAUGGAAGAAUUGGUUCUCAGUCUGGACUGAGUUUAUCAUGGUACAAUCUGAUCCUUUUUUUCUGUUUCGAGCGUCAAGAAGUUGAAUAAUUCAAAAUAUUCAUAGAUCCGGAUGAAAUUUCCCACAUCUACAUGUGAUUAACACACCAAUACAACGCUCGUUAAGAAUUAAUUACAAUGUAUCGAAUUUUUUAACAAAUUCUAGAUACAUUCAAAUAUUUAACAAGAUAAUAAAUUAGCUUCAGAUACGCGCGUCAUCUGCAGUCGUUCAGUUAUUCGAGAACUCAAAUUAUGUUUUCAGAUGAUGCUCAAAGAUCGGAAACUAUGCUUCCAUAGCUUCACUGUAUUGAUAUUCAUCACAGCAUUAAUAUGGCAAUUGGAUUAUACAAAAGACUCAAUUCCAGAAAAUAGGUAUAUGGCCGAUGUACAAGAGUACCCACUGAGAUAUUUUUCCAAUUGGAAUGUGGUGAUGCAAUUCAUUUAUUUCUCAAUAGUAUUUAGUCUAGACAUCGAAGAUUAUAUACCCUGGAAAAUCUGGAGCUCCGUUUGGCGGGCAUCACUGAUGCGUAUGAAGGAUUAUGUGUUUUCCACGUUAUUGUUUCCCUUUGCAUCAUUCGUGACUGUGUUUUUCUGGACUUUUUACCUCUACGAUAGGGAACUCGUUUUUCCUGUAAGUGGGGAAUAUUUUUUCACAAAAUAUGCCAACCAUGUUGCCCAUACGGCGGUAGGAAUAUUCGCUGUAUUGGAGCUAUUUUUUACAGGGGAUCAACUGAGAGUGAGCUUCAAAAGUUGCUUCAAUCUAAUAAGCACUGUGACUGCGAUCUAUUACACGCUGUUUUUCUACCAUUAUAUUGAAAAGGGACGGUUUUUGUAUACUAUGUAUAACUUUUACACUUGGUAUCAAACAGCAGGCCUUCUAACAUUGUCAUAUUUAUGGACAAUAUUGAAUUCUUUCAUUGGACUGAGACUUCAGAAACAUAUCAGGGGUGCCAAACCUUCUACUGCUAAGGAUUGAUGUGUGAAGUUGUUGAAUUAUAAAUUAGUAGUCAAUUAUUAUUUUGGUGAUGAGACUGUAAUAUGCUAUGCUCGUCUUUCGAAUGGUUUCUGAAAAGGAGAGUCCUGAUCGAAACGGUAUGAAACAACUUUUAGGAGAGAAAAUAGAGUCGGUUGUCCCGUCAGUAGGACUCUAUACUCCUAAGACUAAGGUCCGGUGUUUGAAAGAUUUUUUCUGGAUGAGGGUGUGUCGUACAACCAUUCUUUGUUGGGAGUAUAAUUAACAGUGCUGUGCCUACACUAGGACACUGUAACAAAGCCUACACAGGACACAACGGCAUAACUACUCACAACCUUUUCUCUUAUCUGGUACAAGCUCUAAGCUUCUGAGAGGUCUCAUGGAGGUUUGGGAGACCUGGAAUAGAAAUCAUUGAGCAUAAAUAAAAAUAAAUAUUACUGAAAAUAUAAUUAUGUUUAUUCAUUCAUAUUUUGUUAAAUGUUGUUUUGUUAGAAAUUCAAAUAUUGUAAUAUAUCUAGUUACUAAUAUAACUUUUUCACUCCUUA
Molecule: messenger RNA, 1578 nt
Organism: Harmonia axyridis
Lineage: Eukaryota; Metazoa; Arthropoda; Insecta; Coleoptera; Coccinellidae
Product: androgen-dependent TFPI-regulating protein-like
Exons: 4
Coding region: 323-1036 (237 amino acids)
Cellular component (GO): membrane; endomembrane system
Source: RefSeq, a predicted model, not a curated record